CUCCUCAACGCAAGGCAAAUAAAGCAGCGCAAGACCUCAGUGGCCAAUAUGAAUGGGACUGUCCAUGCAGGAAUCAGCCUCAACACCAGCAACUCAUGGCAGGUGGAGGCAGUUAGGGGCGUCCAAAUGGCAGCUACUCUGGUUAUCUUCCUGGUUGGCGUUCCUCUGAAUGGGCUGGUGGUUUGGACACUUGGACUGCGGCAUAAUCGUCACCUGGCACGCAGAGGCAGCUGUGAGGAGACGCGUGCUGCCAGCAGUUUCAGGAUUUAUGUCCUGAACCUAGCCCUGGCUGACCUGGUGCUGCUCCUGCGCACCCCCAUAAUGUUGGGCUACGUGGCUCACAACUACAGCUGGCCGUUCGGCCUAGUCUUCUGCCAGCUUGUCAUGUUCCUGCGAGGCCUGGGCUUGUACGCCUCUGCCUUCCUCCUCUGUGCUGUGGCCCUGGAGCGAUGCCUGUGUCUGCUGAAGCCUGUGUGGGCUCGCCUGCGACGCCCCUCUUGGGCUGUUCCUCUGGCCUGUGGCCUCAUAUGGCUGUUAGCCACCAUCUUCUCUGCCCCCUACCUCCACACUGCUGUGCUGAUCGACGUUAACGGGACACUCCAUUGCAGAGAGAGCGGGAACUUUGACAUUGGGCUGUUUGUCACAGAAACAAUAGCAGGUUUCAUCUUGCCCCAGCUGGUGUUCCUGGGAAGCAACCUGGCUGUUGUGCUCACCAUUCAGCAAGCAGUGCCCUUAACACCGACAUCCUCCAACCCUUCCAAUGCCCGCAGGAUGACCAGAAUGUACCACGUGCUCUUUGCCACCAUGCUCCUCUUCCUCACCUGCUGGGUGCCAUAUUUUGUUUGUCGGUUCCUGCGGGCCUUGGCCGUGGGGCGCCCUGAACGAUUGACACUGUAUAUCCGAGCAUCUUGGGGCGUAUACGUAUCUCUGUUCCUGGUGUACAUCAAGUCCGCUCUCAACCCGGUGCUGUACGUGUUCGCUGCCCGAGGCUUAAGUCGUGCCAUCAAAGCUUCAGUUGUCUCCACCCUAGAAAGACUUUUCAAUGAUGACUCUUCAGAGUCAUUUCGAAGGAAGUCACUUAAAAACUCUCUUAAAAACUCACAGAUGUAGCCAGGAGUUCAAAAAUGCAUUAAUGUUGUAGUUUUUAUAUUAAAACCAGACAUUUCUUUGGUUUUUGUAAAAUGAGAAAUCGCUUUACUGGUGGGUUUCUCCAUUUGCUCAUACCCACCAAAAAUGAGUAAAUAAGACAAGGACAGUUUUUAGGUGAAGUUACUGCUAAUUAGCCACGGCAAAUGGACAAAUAAGUCAAUAGCAUUAAUAUUACACUCCUUGUAUGUAAAUAUGUGAUCUUGAUAGAUUUGACCAUAAGAAUAAUUUCAAUUUUUUUUUUGCAAUGUCAAAAGCAAUUGCGUUUUUUUAACGUUAUUUUUAUUAAAAUGGUCUUAGCUGGGUCAUAGUUUGAUAAUAGUACCACAUCUCAGCUCCUCAUGAAACAUGAUUCCUCCUCCUGGUUUGAUUUAAAUUCUUGGAUCAAUGGUUCCAGAAACUGGUUUGAGAUUUCAGAGACAGAGUGUAUCUCCCAGGAAUUGACAAAUAGGAGCGAUACAUCUUUCAUCAGACACUGACACAAGCCUGGUUCCUCAACUGUCAGCUGAGAACAAGAAGAUAUAUGACUGCAGGUGUCAUCAGUGAAAGUACAUGACUGAAGACUCCAGAAAUGCUGCUUCUGUUACAGCACGCUGAAGGCAGGGUCAUAAUUGGGCAUACAAAUGAAUUCAUGAAUCAUCUUGUCGAUUAGUUUCUUGGGCAGGGAACACUUUGAUGGUAAAUAACGAGCCGAAUGAAUCCAGGAUUAUUUCAAUGCCAAUUUCCUAGCCCCAGGAGAGUCUUUGUUAACCUUUGGAUUCCUCCAAGAUGACUCACUGUUAAGCUUGCUCAUACUACCUCUGCUAUGUUUCAAUGAAUGUUAUCUUAUCAGAAUCAAUAUUGAAUCAGAUCCAUCAACAUGAUCACCUCCUGCUCUAUAGACUAAACACCUCAUACUGAGCAGGAAGUGAACAUGUUGCAGGAAGAUCCUCUUAUGGUGAAUGCACCACUAACAUGUCUGACUUGACUUCAGUUAUUCACAGAUAGCUUUAUGUGUUUUUUGUUAAAACUAUAUUAUAUAUUCCAUCAUUGUUGACAAAAGGGAUGAAUGGUCAUGCUUUAAAUGUGUUUAAUUCCUACAUUAAAAUGUUAAAGGUC
Messenger RNA from Gymnodraco acuticeps, 2244 nucleotides. Its product is annotated as C3a anaphylatoxin chemotactic receptor. The transcript is spliced from 3 exons. Gene Ontology annotation, biological process: inflammatory response; phospholipase C-activating G protein-coupled receptor signaling pathway; complement receptor mediated signaling pathway. The record is from RefSeq and is a predicted model, not a curated record. The coding region runs from base 49 to 1110 and encodes 353 amino acids. Gene Ontology annotation, cellular component: plasma membrane. Lineage: Eukaryota; Metazoa; Chordata; Actinopteri; Perciformes; Bathydraconidae. Gene Ontology annotation, molecular function: complement component C5a receptor activity; G protein-coupled receptor activity.